GUUCCAGAUACAGCAGAUUUCUGCACUACUCAACACGGUGCAGCAGUUACUGGCCAACGAUGUCCGCAACGCAACAAGUACCACCUACUACACCUACUGCUAUACCACCUUUUCGACAAUUUCAUGAACAAGAAGAGGAAUGGCUCGAGUGGUUGUCCCAGUCUGAAGCCCACGUCAUCGCACACAAUGUACCAGACCCAGAAGACACGGCGGCCACAGCAGCUGCCAGAGGGUGUCAUCACGACACCGCGGGAGGACCCCAUGGAGACGGAGCCUUCGUCUGCUCCACCUCCUUCGCCUCCUUUCGUCCUACCGAUGCAGCUGGACCCGCCCACGCCUUCUUCAUCUGGUUCAUGGCAGCAGGAGGUGGACACGUACCCUUUUGGUCGUUUUCCGGGGGAUGUUUCCGCCCGAGAGCAGGCCGGAUGGCGGGGUGUGGUCGGAAGCGUGUCAUUCCCAGCAGCCACAGCUUCUGGCCCAGCGAUGCGCCCACACUCCUGCCUCUCCCGCCGUGUUCACACUCACUACACAACGACGGUCCGUCACUUUGCGGGAGAAUAAUGUUGUGGCGUAACCACAAGCGCCGGAACAAAUAUGAAGAAUGCAAGAGGAGACAAGGCUGUGAGACGACAUCGCCCAAUAGCGUGCUGACGUGGAUGUCACCAUGACAGGAGCGGCAUCUAGCUGAAGUGAAUAUAAGCACCGCUCUUGCCAGCCCACGCCGGACAUUAGUCGACAGUAUUCGCACAGGACUAGACGCACUCUAGCAGAGAACGCUACAAUAGCAGUUAUUAGUGAUCCACAACUGUGUGUCAAACUUGCAUGAACAUUGUUUAUA
Molecule: messenger RNA, 838 nt
Organism: Schistocerca cancellata (South American locust)
Lineage: Eukaryota; Metazoa; Arthropoda; Insecta; Orthoptera; Acrididae
Exons: 2
Coding region: 60-668 (202 amino acids)
Source: RefSeq, a predicted model, not a curated record